Molecule: messenger RNA, 4581 nt
Organism: Vollenhovia emeryi
Lineage: Eukaryota; Metazoa; Arthropoda; Insecta; Hymenoptera; Formicidae
Exons: 4
Coding region: 480-881 (133 amino acids)
Cellular component (GO): membrane
Source: RefSeq, a predicted model, not a curated record
UAGCCGCGUGAGAGGAAUGAGUUUACACUGCGACAGCGGACAGAGUUCAAGUCAGUCAGUCGGUCGGUGCCGCUAUCAACCGCUGCAUCGCGUUGAGCCUCUCGGAGGUCUCGCGACGAACACGCAGCCGGUACGGUACCCCUUUUCUUUCUCCUCUUUCUCUCACUUUGUCUCUCCUCUCCUAAACGGCCGAUUUCCCGCGGAAUAGGAUGUAUGUAUCGAUUUAUUAGUAAAAAUUGUGCACACACACCCUUCUCUUCGGAGGAAGAGUAUACGUAUGCACGUGCGUGCGGAGCAACGAGGGGCGAUGUAAGGCGAUGUAAAGCGGGCGAUUGGGGCGGAGCGAUGUAGUACAAAGGCAACAUGUUCCUGUUGCUGUCAGUGCACGAACGGAGGUUGCUGCAGUAGCCGACCACUCUGAGAGACUACCUAUCGAUACAAGCACGUCCCACUUUUUCCAAGUAAACGUCCCGCAGAUCAUGAAGUGGCCCUCUGUCAGCAAGUCAUUCACGUGGACGUUCUGCCUGUCCACCCUUUUAUUCCUGCCAGCGAGAACAAAUGCCCUGGAGGAGAAUUGUACGGAUUUUCAGGGUGGCACUGUUAAACACGGCCUCUUCUACGUGCCAGGACCUGCGGUUUGCAGUCUCUGCGUCUGCUAUCAUUCCGAGCCAUUGUGGUGUAAGGCUAUUUACUGUACGCCACCAUACAAAUGCAAAAGGUUCCGCGUGGGUGAACGCUGCUGCGAGUUCGAGUGUCUCGACGAUAGCGACGAUUGGAGUGGCCCAGACGUGUACGAUGCCGCAGGAUCGUCCAAGAUCAACGAGCAGAGUCCUGUCAUGUGCCUGUUGGGCCUAUUGAUCGCGUUAUCGAUGGUGCCUUAGUAACAGACGAGAAUCGUCAUCGCCAUAGAUCUUCCCCUCAUCGGAUAAUUCCAAGAAUUCGCCCAUCAGUGAUAAUGGUGACGACGAUGACGACGACAAGAAAAUUACGUACAAGAAAUCCUCGAGGCAGGUUUGUCUCGUAUGUUCUUUACCCGUAGAGAGUAAUUAGGUCGUCCAUUUGGAAUAGCGCGAGCUCAGUUAACCGAGAACUGCAGUUUCUUGUAAUAGACCGAUACAGUUCGAUCGAACGAUCGAGUCGCUUUUUCAAAAUAAUUGAGGAAACGAAAUGUUGACUUGACGAAUAACAAGCAACAGAGUUCAUAAAUGUAGUCGUUUCGACGCUAGUUUCAAUGGUAGCUGUUGUUAUUGCAUCACCAAAUUAAGAAGAUUUAUAUUUUUUUCAUAAUUUUGAUAAGAGCAAAGCUUGAAAAAAAUUGUGAAUUUGGUCAGGUUUGAUACGCGCGCGCGUACACAGAGACACACACACACACAAAAGCGAGUCUUUUUGAUUUUCUCCAUUUUUCGACUUCUUUCGAAAUCCAUUUUCUCAUAUUUUUCCACCCUGUCAAAUUCGAUGUGAUAACACUUAUCAGACGGCACGCAAACUCGAUAUCGAGUUAAAACCUACUCAUAUUCGAACGUGAAAGAAUGACGUGAGUAGCUCUUGGCCUAAUCCGAACGCUCACAAUCAGACCAGUCAGCCACUGUCGUAUACGAGGUGCACUUGAUCUCGUUUCGAGUAAAAUUCAGCAUUAGGUUGUACAGAAAAUAUGUGCGAUAAGGCAGGUAAAAUUAUCGUAAGAAAAUUAAUUCGAUGCUCAAUUCUCGGUUAGCCCAGCUUAAUUGGUAGCAAUUCUGCAGUUAAGCUGACGUUAUCUUGACGUCGAAAUGACGACAAGACUACCUAGGUAGCAGCUCGAGAAUGGAUAUGAGGGAUACGAGAUUAUAAUAAGAAUUGGCGAAAACAUUUGGCAUCUCGCCUUCGACAAUAUUCGCGCUCGAGACGUGUGCGUGUGUACUAGGUAAAAAUUUGUUGAUUGUCGCAAAACGAUGUGUGAUGCGACAAAAGAAACGUGUCGGGUUGAGUUGAGAGAUUAGUGCGCAGAUACACAAGUCUCUCGUCAGCGAACACUAUAGGAGCUGGAACGUUUCGUCGAGUGCGUGAUAUCCUCUUUGUUUGAAAGAGAGACUCGAUUCAAUCUCCAAUUCAAUCCACUUUUUACCCUUCGUUCGCUUUGCUCUACUUUGCUAUCGGGUUCGCCGAUAAUGAGGCGUUUCUUUUAAAAGGACAUCUCGCAUAAAAUUCAUUCUCUCAUGAUCCGUAUGCAUAAAUCUUGGGCAAAUUUCCUUUCGACAGUCGCGCUUUCGAUAAUGUUUGUUUCGCGUGCGCGAGAAAAAGCUUUUCCCUCGUGGAGAUAAAAUUAGCCGAGUCAAGCGGUCUCUUUGUCAUAUCUAAUGACAAAGUGUUCGCUCGCGUACGUUACCAGAUUUUACUACAAGUUCAUACAAAUCGAUCUCAUUGAUUGAGAGAAAACUUGUAACGUAAACGCAUGUUUUUAAAACGAAAAAAUAUAUUCUUAUAAUAUAGGCAUCGUUUGUGCAUUCUUAUUGCGAGAGGGUUUGUCUGUUAAAAUCUUUUUAUUACACGCGUGAACAUGUUUUAUUUCGAAAUAGAAACUUGAAUAGAAUAAUAUCGCUAUGCAACUUUUGACUUGGUGAAAGUUUGGACGUUUUGUAUCUCAACAACGUACUUUUCCGCCCGCUUCCAUAUUGCAAAACAUUUCGAUUACUCUCCAAUUGACACUCGAUCACUAAUUCACUAUUAUUCGCACAUUUCAAAGCGGCGAUAAUUAUAAUAAGCGCCUGAAUUUUCACGCGAUAACAAGCCAGUUAAUUAUAAUUGCUGUCGAUUUGCGAUACCGCGCUAUUAAUUGUUGGUCGGUGAAUAAAUCGAGAAGCAUAAAUGAUUAAUAUAAUUAAACGAGAAGAGUCUAAUAUUCUUAAGUAUUAUGUGACAAUUGCCGAUUAGUGAUCGAUGCGAAUGCGACUUUGGAGCCUUGCCAUGUUAUAGAAAUCUGUUAUUUUCUAACGCUUACCGGAAACCGAUAUAAAAAAAAAAGCAAAGGAGCCGACUGCUUUUAACGAAAUGCGAAACGAUAUUCCAAUACCAACAGCAGCCGAUAAAGCCGAUAAAGCCGAUAAAGCCGAGCAACAUGGGGCCACACGAAUUGUAAUAGUAUAACGUACCCAAACGUGCUUUCUUGAUCUUUUCAGGGUGAACAUGAAAAUACGGUGCUAUAUUAUAAGUCAUUCCUCGCUAAUAAUAAGAGAAAUGGCGCUACUGUAUAUUACGAAUAUCUGCGAGUCUCCAGUAUUGCGACACCGCGUAUUCCGGUAUUUGCGCACGUAUAUGCUUGUCUGUGAUAUAUAUAAUAUAAUAUAUAUAUUUUUACGACGUUUGAUUACUCUCUCCUCGUCCUUGGAUCGCUAAUCGCUUUGCGAAUUUCGGAGGCUUCGAUUAGCGCUGUGAAUAUCUCUGCCGAAAGCAUCCUCUUAAAGAAUUGGAGAUGACAAAAGAGAGGCUGGAACAAUCGUAAUUGUGUAAAGAUGACGAUGGUAAUAGUGAAUAACAUAUUGAUUAACGUGUAUACAUAUAUAUACAUAACGUAUAAUCGAUUAAUUAGGCGGAAAUUCUAUUUACUACAUGAGAAAGGGAUUAUUACGAAGAAUUGUUAUUCUUUUGAAAAAUGUUUAUCCAUAAGAUUCUAUAUAAACGUUACGAUCGUUAGGUAUCGUUAAUGUUGAUAAAAAUCAUCUGUCACGUUUGACUGCGCAAAAAGCGAGAGAAUGAUGGCGCGCGAAUCAAUUGUUGUGUGAAUCAAGGUCCGUUCUAUCACUACCACAGGGUAUUUGCGAAUAAGUUCCGCGCGAGCUCUUAAUAUUGCGUGUGUGGUGCAUUAGAGCCUAAUUUAUACAUUUCUUACUUCCAUCCGUCGCACGGAAGUUGAUAAUAUAUCUUGGUCGUUAGGAGCUUGCUCACUUAUUACCAUGUGUUUAUACCAUAUUGAAGCGUUGAAGGCAAUCUUUCAAUCGCCUCAAUUUAAGGUACUAAACAUCUCAAUUGAGCCGCUUUCAAUACCGAAGGCGUAUUAGUUUCCGAGUCUUGACUCUCUUGAAUUUUAAAUAUGCGCCUUGCCCGAGUUUCGCGCAACAAUCAAGGCAAAGUUGGACAAACGGCACCACCGAAGCCGAAUUAAUAGUUUGAGAUAAAUAAAUGAUUGUAACUCAAAUACGAUAGACUUGUUCGCAGUACCAGCCUGGCUCGGACGUGACCUAAUUUUUCAUGCAAUCUUGCUAUGUUUUCAAAACUUUCAUCAAAUUUGCCAGACUUUUGGAUUGCUUUGAGAUUGCUCAACUAUAUCUCUCUUUGUAAACACACGCUUAUAUUUAUGCUUUUCCUCUCUUUUAUAGCUUACAUUUUAUAAAAAGCUUACAUUUUAAGUAGAAAACUGACCUAACCUAAUUUACCAGAGAAAGAGAAGAUGUGUUAGUGUGUGUGUAAUAUAUCGAUGUAAUUUUACUGCAAUACGUACUUUCGACAUAACAAUGUCAUAUAAUGAUCCAGGGGCCUUUUAUGUGUGAGUGAUGAUUCAAAAUCUACAUAUAUGAAAUUACAAUAAAAUUCAAAAUACUAAACAGA